AGGAGGCCUUGGGUUAGAACGCCAGGCAGGGCUGGAUUAACCCUUUAGUGGGCCCUAGGCAAACCAAUGUGUGGGCCCCAGGCCAGUUCAGACCCACUUCUGCACUCUGGCAUUGCUGCCUGUGGAGAGCAGGGCUCGGCGGCACUGCUAGGAAGCAGCCGCCGCGGCAGCAAGGCCAGCAGAGGGGAGGGAGGCGGAUGGGGCCAUUAGUGCUGCUGCCACAGGGCGAGGGACUGGGGUCGCCCAUAUGUGCCUAGUUUGCCUAUGCGUUAAUCUGGUCCUGAUGCCAUGAGGGGUCGCAGCAGUGGUUUUAUUCUAGGAGUGCAGUGCAGGAGGAGGAUGGCAGCCCCUGCCACAGGCCUUGGGAAUGGGGUAGAGGCUGAAGAGCAUCCAUGUCUUUUUGUGUCCCACAUGGAUUUAACUUUGAUCCUUUAACAAUGUGACUUGACAGUGUGCAAGGGAGGAUUUUCAUAGAUGUUAGGGGAUGGAAGGGACCUUACAAGAUCAUCGGGUUCAGCCCCCCUGCACUUAGGAAAGACUGCUGAGAUCAGAUGACCCCAGCAAGGUGGGUGUCAAGACACUUAUUGAAGAUCGCUGAGGUGAGUGACUGUACCACCUCUGGGGAGAGAUUUUUCCAAACCCUCAGUGUGUAAAGAAGUUUUCCCUUAUGUCUAGUCUAAAGCAAUCUUAAGUAGGUUUGUUCCUAUUGUUUUGUAUCCUCUCCUAGGGGUCCUUGGUGAACAGAUGCUCCUCUAGGCCCUGAUACACUUACAGGCUGCCACCAAGUCCUCUCUGAGUCUUCUCUUAUCCAGGCUGAAUAGUCACAUGUCUUUCAGCCUCUCCUUGUCUGACCAAAGGCAGAGCUAUUCCCGCACCAGGAAUUGAACCCAGGCUGCCUAGGGUGCUGAACCAAGAUGUCCCCCUUCCUUUUGGAGCUGUAUACCACACCUGCCAUUGAACAUACAGAUCUCGGAUUGGCCUCUUCAGUCAUCUCCAGACUCGCCAAUGACUUUCCUAUCUACUGGAAGACUGUCAUUGUCAUAUUGAGGAACUGCCACUGCUGGUGUUGAACAGUUACCAUGAUGUUACAGUGGACAGUGAGCAAAGGAAGCAUAAGGGAAACAGGUACCUUUGUAUUCCCAUUUCCAAAGGUUUAACUCAGCACAGAGGUUCUUCACUUUCUCCAUACGAAGAUCCAUCUUGUCCCAGAAUCCCUCUUCAAUCUGGGUGGGAGAAACAGGACUUAAUUAGAUCCCAACCUUCAAACUCAGUCAUGUUCUGAUCUGGAAUUUUGGUUCAGUGAAGCAGAAGUCUCCAUUCAGCUGGCUAAUACUUUCAAGAGCUCUGUAAUUUCAGUGGCAGGUGUGGGGGGAUUCCAUCAUAACUCUGCGGAAAUGCAACACAAAAAUGGUCCGGAUGAUACAUGUGGAGCAAGUCCACAUCAUGUAAUCACUCUAGAUUUAGCCAGCACCAGAGGAAUGCAAAGAAGUGUUCAGAGAUAGUUUAAACAAGCUUUCUAUCCCCUGUGUUUAACACUGAGGAACUGGCAUUUUUUCCCCUUUAGAAUGGGUCUUUUCUUUCCUCCACAAGACUGCAGUUGUGGAGUCUUGGGGGAAGCCAGGCUCCGAAAGGCGUGACAUGUGCCACUGCACUCUGGGCUUCACACAAGGAGGCUUAUUAUGUGUUUGCCUUUUUUUGUGUGCAGAUUUGCAUGGACAUGGUGUGAUGUGACUUGUGAAACCUCUCCCCCUCUAACCCUCCCCGAAGCAUUUGUUGUAGAAUGCCAGUGUUUCAUUAAGGAUUAAACUCACAGAUUCCAGUUCUUCUUUUAUGUUGAUUUUAUAUCAGUCAGAUACCACUGACUGAAGUUAUGUCAACUAAUUAUCCUACAGCGAAAAAAGGAAGCCAAACCAAUACCCAUCUGGAAUCACUGCAUUAGAAGAAAUACAGUUACUUAAGAGUUAUACCACUGUCAAUAAGAACAGGAUCUGGCCAAGUAGCAUUAGGCUAGUUUAAGCCUAGAGUGAAAUCAGAAUUAGGCCCACACUGGUUGCACUGGAGAAAAAGGGAUUUUCUUGAGGUACUGCCUUAGAAGUUACAAAAUUGUAAUCUUAUUUUUCAUUCUACUUUCAUUAAGUUUUACAUUUUUAAAACUGCAUUGGCUUCUGUCACAACCCAAUGAUUUUAGUGCCUCGGCAUGAUGGAAUUUUCCCGCCACAUGAGAGUCUCUGUGCACAGCAAAAGUUUUCUGCUGCAAUAGAAAACUCCGGUGCAAGAGAGUUCCCGCCAUUCGCAUGCAAAUUUGUGUCCCACUAUUGGCCAGUUCUAAAUUAUUCCUACGUGGCGGCUAGCGAUUGGCUUGUUAGCCGUAUAAAAUUCUGUGCGACUUCCGCCCAAGUGGGAGAACUUUGAGCAUGCUGCAGAGUGCCUUUGAAGAUUCCUGACUUGCGGCUGAGCUGAUCGAUAGCCUGAUCACCUAUCGAUUCUUCUCCCCAUCGCCGAGCGCAAUCCUUCGACGUACCCUUUUCCCUGCUGGCCUGUUUCGUAUACGGAUUCGCUGGCCUGAGCCUUGCCAGCUGGAGCAACUCGUGUAGUUGUUUAAGUGACCGGACCACCUGCGUCGUGACGACUAGCGGCGUAAGUAAAGCUUUUUGCAACCAAUAUGCUUUGUCUGCCUCUCCAUUCACCAGCCCGCCCAAACGACCGAGCAGUUUAUAUAUCACCUCAAGUCGGCUCCGGCCGUCUGAGACAUGGCGACGAGGAUGGGAUCUAAGGGCACGGUGAUGGAGACGAACCUAAUUGGGUGCUGCCCUUGGCGCACCGGGAUUCGCCGCGUAGAGAAUGCAAACGAUCUAUGGGCGCAUAUCGCCUACCACCAGGCGGUAGAAGGGGAUGAACAAAAUAUUGAUGGCUACUUCUCCGUAAAGAAAGAAGAAGCGGUCAUAAAAGAGUGGAGGACAAAGCUAUCCCUUGGGGAGUUCGGGUGUAUAAUGGGGAGCGAUCGGGUCUAUUAUCGACCCCCGGAGGAAACAUCGACCAUAUCCCUAGCCGGGGUGAAGGCGCGGAAGGCAGAAAAGCUGUCCCCCACUCAGGAGUUUGCUCAGUGCACCUGAUACCUGAGGGAAGGAGGGGAACCCACCCCAACGGACUGGUUCAACUGUCCGGAUUUGGUGCCUGGGUCGCGGGGUCAUGAGCUUCUCAUUCAGCUCCGGGAGGACCUGGAGAUCAAGGGCCGUCACAUGCCCAAAUGGGGUUUAACUAAAUGGAAGAAGGGAAAAAUGAUGAAUGUGUUGUUCUGUACAGUAGCGAGUCUACUAAGGGAAUAUGCAAAUUUGGAGGUUCAGCUGCAUACGGCGGGUAAGGAGUCACUGGAGUGGACAGCAAAGAACUCCAGAGUGACGCUUAUCAAUAGCGCCGGCCGCAUGAUGCCGCUGACAGAAAACGGCGCCGAACGAAAUGUGAGCUAUCUGGAGAACCUGGAAAAAGAGGGGCGGAGCUUUGGAAGACCCAGCGGGGAUCUGCCUAGCGACUCUGCCCCCUGAGGUGACGUCGUUCCCAACGGCCCCGCCUCCUUGCCUCGGGGAGGGGGCAAUGGGAGGAGGGAUGUAUCCAACACUCCCGCAUGAAGAAUUUAACUCUCUCUCUGCCGCAGCUCACCCGAUAGCUGUGAUGAAGCGUGUUGCGGAUGAAGAAGGUACCACGCGUACCACUGUUACCUCUCGCACACGCACCCGACCAGAAAUUCAGGAACUUUGCAGAGAAUCUAAAAUAAAACCAGAAGAAACUUUGGCCAUGUGGUUGGGACGAUUAAUAGUAGAGUUUGGAUCUGACAUUUUAGACAGGGAAGAAGCAAGUGCCCUGACCCGACAAGCGGCGUGGAGCGGAGGGCGUGCUACUGAUUUGAACGUGGUCAUGGACAGUGCCCACUGGCCCAUCCCACUCCCGGCGCUUGUGGUGGGACAGGUAACCCACAAAUUCCACACCUGGCAUGAGGGUCGCCCGCAGAAGGCCACUGCGGAGCAACUCCUCCUAGCCAUAAUUGGAGUAUCAUAUCUUUCAUGGAGCCCAAGAGCGAAUCCAAUGGGGCUAACAGCAGCCCAACGCAAGGAAAGAUGGGCUCAUCGCCACCUAUCGGACCCCGGGGCAAUUCCAACGCCCCUGGAAGCUAUAGACACCUGUGUAGAGGUAUAUGGAGGAGCAAAUGCUGUUACGCUCCGACUCUUUUUGAACCCGAUGGCAGGUCAGCCAGUGGGAAAUCUCUUAGGCCAUCUCCCACGACUGCAGGCGCUCAUGAAACAAAGUGAAGGAACUUCUGAUGAUAUAAGAGACUGACCUUUGGCAUACCCAGUUGAAACACCGAGACCAAAACGUCAAGAAUUUACCCCCCGGCGAGAGCCAUGGUGGUCACCUCGAAGAACCUUGAAGGAAAGACAUAUGUUUGGAUUUCUCCUUGCCCACUCUGGACUUACAAAGUAUCAGUUGUGUAUUUUGGGAGAAAGGAGCCAACGUCGUCUAGCUGAAGCAUUAGGAUUUAAAUUCGAGGACCCACCAGAAAACGAGUAAUGGCCGUCGGCUCCACCAGCGGCCUUCUCCAACUCGAACCUGACCCUCCUCCUUAUGCCGAACUCACUGUUUACAACCCUACUGAUCCAGAUGAUCAACAACAAGUACUUUUCCUCCUCGAUACUGGAGCUCAGGUUAACGUAAUUACCUCAACAAUACCCCGCCAGAAAACCACCAAAAUGAUCAAGGUACAAGGGCUUAACACUAUUGCAGUCACCACAAAGGUCAAAUUCUUAGUCCAAGGUUAUCGAUACGCUCUAGAGGCCGUGUUAGGGGGCAUCAACAUUCUAGGAAUCCCAGGGAUUAAGGCCCUUGACCUUAAGGAACAAGUGCUACAAGCAUUACCCAUUAUUAUCCCAGCACAGGAUUGGCAUCGACCAAUGCUUCGUAACACCUCCACCUGGCGGUAUCGACCAAUCCCAACCAAGAGUCCCCUAAAAAAGUCCCUUACUGACCUCCUGCGGUGACUCGAGCAACGAGGUUGUAUUAAAACCGUAACUGCUAGCACCUACUUGUCACCAGGAUGGGGAGUCGCGAAACCUGGAAAGCCCAACGAAGCCCGGCUAGUUGUCGAUUAUAGAGAGGCCAACAAAAGAUGUCAAGUACUUCAACAACCUAAUCCUUCUACUCUGCCACAAUGCAUGUUCGAGAUGGCUCAAUUCCAGCGACGUAAGUGGGUCGGGGUCACACUAGACUUAAAAAAUAUGUUCUUUUUCAUUCCAAUAACUGACCCUGAAGGAGUACUAAAUAUGUGCAUUGACGGCACUAUGUACAGGUGGACGGUUUGCCUGCAGGGAUAUCGCAACGCUCCGUCGCUGGCUACUGGUGCCAUGAACAAUACCCUGAAGAAUUUUCAAGCCUCACAUUCUCUUCCCCCAGAGGAGGAAUUAAGAAUCUGGAGUUAUGUCGACGACAUUGCUAUCAUGGGUCGUGAUAGUUCCGUGCUUACUAGUAUAGUCAAUCAACUAGUCGCUCACCUUCAAAGUGAGGGAUGGACGAUCAACGAGGAAAAGUCAUGCCUACAUCCUGUAGAUGACAUUACAUUCCUCGGCACCCGAUACAUCGGUUCCAUCCGUCACGGAAUCUCACAUGAUGGUCCUAACAUCGAUCCAUCAAAGACAUUCCUUCCUGUUACUAAGAGACACUUCCAACAGCUUUUAGGUCAUUUAAACUGGUACGGGCAUUAUGUUGAACCCAGUCAUUUGGCACUCCUCACUAAGUUGCAACGAGAGAUCCGUGACAAAUCCCGAAAAUCCACGCCUUGGACAAAAGGAGAUCAGCGGAACCUGCUUCGCCUUCUAGCUACGGUUAAAAACACACAGCUCCACGCCAUCGAUCUAGGUGAGCCAUUAACCGUAACCCUUGGGUUCACCACAAACCACGUGUGGGCUAUGGCGCACAAUCCUCGCGAUGAGCUAGUAUACACUGCCCAUAAGACGCUUCAAGUGGCACAACAUCGAUAUGGAGCUAUAGGGAAAAUUCUCCUAGCCGGACAACUAGUGGAGCCAUUAGCAAGGGGGCAUGGGACACUACGCGCUCCCGGUGCCACAUUGUUACCCUUGCUGGAUGCGGAAAAGGUCGACCCGCAUUUUCAGGGGGAGCCUAAAACAUGGAAUACACUGGUGCUUACCCACCAUUACAACUGGCACUGUUGGAAGUUUGAAGAUACGGCGCCUAAUCCUAGCCCAGAAGAUGAGAAAAAGGUCCCUACACUGUAUGGAACCUCUGCCCCAGCAUGGAUGGCGUCAGAUGGAACUUCCCGACAUGGUGGAGGCUAUGGGUAUUACUGCAAGGCUUGUCACGAUAAGGAAAUAUUUCAAGCCUACCCAGAUGACAAUUCGGCCCAAAAAUGUGAAUUGUUAAGAUUCCUCAAGGUACUGGAGCACUGUCUGACACAUCAUGACGAUACGCUCCCCAUUCCAAUCAUCGCAAUCGACUCGCAGUAUAUUUACAAAAUUCUUACUGGUACAGCCCUUCCUACCGAAAAUUUGAAUGAUUGGCAAGACAUCUGGAAAAAGUUAACUAAAUUUGCACGGCUCCUGUUGGUUAGGCACACUAAGUCACACCGUCCGGAUACUGAUCCAGUACAUGAGGUCAUCGAUAAGCUCUUAGAAGACCUACUCGGGACCGACGUAGUUUUGCCUAUCACAUCUACCUCCGGUCCUGAAAUAAAUCUGUUCCUCACGUGGCUUCAUGAAAAUUGGGGUCACCCAGGACCACGAGCUUGCCAUCAACGUUGGUGCCGAACCAUUAUGGAGCCGACCUCAUACGGAGUUCGGCGCGAUUGGGAAAAGGUAGCUCAGGCCUGUGAGAUAUGUGCUAAGGAGAAGUGUCAUAGAACUAAGCAUCAACUCGGAGCUUUCGACUCUUCGCAGUUCCAGGCAGGAAAAGUCUGGCAGGUAGAUCUGCUAGGACCCCUCCCAGGGUCUAAGCUGCCAAAUAAAGGAUUAGUUGUUGUCGACUUGGGAACAAGAUAGUUACAAGUUAUUCCCUUACGGAAAAGCAAUGCCACUGCUGUUAUUUCCGCUUUAACUGCUGUAUUUGCCACCUGGCAACCUCCUCAUGAGAUUCAGUGUCACGGUGGAGUCCUCACGGAGGGCCGUGAUCUCCUUGAGGCCCUUUCAUCGCGCUACUUCAGCCCGAGGGCACCCUCCAUUCUCGCCCGCCACGUCUUGAUGGAAUAUGUAAUAGGGAGGCUGCCUUGUGUUUCCUUGGGCACGUAAGCUCCUGGACCCCUCGUGGGUCUCCCCGUACAAUGGGCGCUACCCAAGCACCCCAGCCUUAUGGGCUAUGCGUGGCUCCUACCUCCUCUGAUACCACGCCCCAAGCUUCGCAGAUGUAAUAGACGUUGUUGGGUCUGUCUCUCUCGUGCCCAGCCUCCCGCUGGGCCUCCCCUGAUGGUACGGUCCCGCUCAGGGACUCCCUAGCGGGCCCCGGCCCUUCCCUGGCCAACCGCACGGAUACCCUCUCUGACCCCGGCUCACCGCGCUGCUACUCCCUGUCUUCUCGGGGCAACCGCAGCGCCCUGCCUCGGUCUGAGGGGUGUUGCCGCAUUAGCCUGCGGCCGGGCUCGCUAUGCCCGUCUCGGGCUUCUCAGUAAUUGCCCCUCUCUCUAGGGCUCCUCAGUAUGGCGCUCCCCCUCUUUGGGGCUCGCCACGCCCCCACGGGGCUUCUUAAUCAUAUACAGUGGUGCUCCCCCUUUUUGGGGCUCGCCAUGCCUCCACGGGGCUUCUCAAUCAUAUAUACUGGCGCGCCCCCUCUUUGGGGCUUGCCAUGCCCCCCCACGGGGCUUCUCAAUCAGAUCGCCCCUCUCCCUGGGGCUGGGGUCCAUGUACCCCGCACGCAAUCCGGGGUCUCGGUCCCCCGUCUGCAACCUACCGUUUGCGCCCGCGACCCACUGGCCACGCUCCUCGCCGCCAGUUGCUCACGCACUGGCGUGUGAGCUGCGCCUUCCCUGGCACUAUGAAAAUAAUGCGCCCUCUUGGCGCUAGGGCACCCCACACUCUCUGGGGUCCCUAUAAUUGAGGCCUCCUCCAACCCCUACAGCCUCACCCAAGCCUGCGGGUGUAAUAACACAAACACAACGCAAAACCACAAGCCCCUAGGCUGUAACAUAACCACAAGCCACAUGGCCAUAACUCAGUAUCAUAGCUCGAGCCUCCAGGGCUAUCACGAGCUGUACUUGCAACUCAGGCUCCUUCCCAUAUCUCGGCUGAGGGAGCUCCUGCCUCUCUGGCUGCUGGCAGAGAACUGCCAGCCUGGCCUCAGCCCUGGGCUUCAUAAAGGCCAGGCCCUGCCCCCUACAGGCAGCUGGCUCCCCUUAGUUGCACCGGCAACCCGCAGCUGGGCUCGUUACCCAGGCAACCCUCAGCUGGGCUCGUUAUGUCAGGCCAGGGCUCGCUCACUCGCUCCCUGGCUGUUUCUCCUCUCUAGGAGCAGGGGUACCGAGGUGCCCUGCGACAUUCAGUCUGAUGGGGGACCCCUGUUUAACUCUAACGCUCUAGCCAAAUUUGCUCGUCUUCACAGUGUAGCAUGGCAUCUCCAUCUGCCAUACCACCCGCAGUCCAAUGGUGUUGUAGAAAGACAUAUAGGCCUAUAUAAAGAACAACUUCGUCUCAGAGGAGGAGGGACGUUUAAAAACUGGACUAAAUUCAAUCAUGAUGUUCUCAUUUCACUGAACACCUCAAAACCGUUAUGGGACGAAGCUAAUGUCCAGAAACCUCUACCUUGAGAACCUAAGUUCCAACCAGAUGAAUUAGUGUGGAUCUCAGUACCGCACCCCCACCAGUCUCAUCCGCAAGUUCACAAGGGAACAGUUCAACGGUCGGGACAAUAUCCUAAUACCUAUUCUGUCCAAUUAGAGGAAAAGCCUGAUCGUCCCCCUAUUAUCGUUCAUCACAACUGGAUGACUCGUCGUUCCGACGUUCACCUAGUAUCCUUAUAGUAAAUUCAGUUACGAUUCUCUUUUGUUUUGUUUUGUUGUUUUUUUCUUUCUUUACAGGCCUGACUUCAACAAAGCAGUAAUCUACAGCCGCUCGAUUGUGAGAUCCGUCGAGCACCCAGCUGCGGUUCCUUCGAGUCAACGAAGUGACGGCUAUGAAGGGGACACCGAGGCAAUGAAUGUCUGUUGGGUCAGAACUCGCUCUGAUGCUGCUCCUCUCUCAUUUCUGCUGCAGUGUGUUAGUUAGACCUAUUGUUGAUCCAUACGUAACAGCAGUUUAGGGAAAGAAUGUCACAUUAAAGUGUAUAAUUGACAUGAAUGAAACCAUAAUACAAAUUUCAUGGGAAAAACUACAUGAUAAAAGUGCGCAAACUAUUGUUGUGCAUCAUCCUGAAUAUGGGGUCUGUUCAAAGAAAAUACCACGGGAGGGUGUUGUCUAGAAGUUCUUCGCCCAUUGAUGCGACGAUCAGUCUGCAUAAUGUGAGUUUCUAUGAUGAAGGAGAGUACAUAUGUAAGGCGGUCACAUUCCCCUUAGGAAAUACACAAUCGUUAACAAUGGUAACUGUACUUGUUGAGCCCACUAUAAGUUUCACCAAGGAGCCAAAUUCUCUAAUAGAUGAUGGAAAGUGGACAAUGGCAGCUAUUUGUACAGCAGCCACUGGGAAACCAGCUGCAAAUAUAAGUUGGGAAGGAGACUUUGGUAAAAUAGAAAAUAGUUUAAUUUCCUUUCCAAAUAGAACGGUAACAGUUAUAAGCCGAUAUAAGAUCAUUUCUACUAAAUUUGCGAGGGGAAGGCGUAUAACUUGUAUUGUGAAACACCCAGCUUUGGACAGGGAAAUAAGGUACUUUCAUGUCCUAGACAUCCAAUAUGCCCCUGAAAUAUCAAUAACCGGUUAUGACAAAAAUUGGGUUUUUGGCAGAAAGAAUGUUCAACUUAAGUGUAACGCUAAUUCUAACCCGCCGCCUAUAAAGUUUACCUGGGCCAGAUUAGAUGGACAAUGGCCUAAAGGCUUACUGUCUAUAAACAAUACUCUACAUUUCAAUGGCCCACUAACCCACAAUCGUGGCGGGACUUAUAUUUGUAGGGUGACAAAUUCCCUUGGUCAAAGAAGCAAUCAAAAGACUAUUUACGUAUCGGAUCUUUCUACCAUCACUACCACAUGAUCACCUACGGUUUCAUGGUAUCCUUCAACUAAUAGCAUUACGGGUUUAGCGUCAGCAUUAACCUCAACAGUAAUUCAGGGAUGCAGUUGGGGUACCAUCAUUGGUAGUGCAGUAAGUGUAAGUCUCUUUCUAGUACUGGGAAGUAUUUUAAUUGGCAUUGUCUGUUAUGGAAGAAGGCGAACGUUCCGUGGCAACUGUGUCAUUGAGGACCACACUCCGUCGACUGACAUAGAGGAAGAGUCUCAAGUAGAUGUUUCCCAGCCAACUGAUAAUUAAUAAUUAUUGUUAUAAGUUCAAGUUGUUAUAUUUUAGUUUGUUAAAGACCGGUCUGUAAAAUUGUUUAUUUGUUUAAUUAUAUAUUAUUGUUGGUUGCUUAAGCUCUGCAAGGCCAGUGAAUCCUGAAACAAAAAUUCCUUAUAACGUACUCAUGUGUCUAAAAUUCCAGUUGUGCCGUCGGCAAGGGGGCAUGUCACAACCCAAUGAUUUUAGUGCCUCGGCAUGAUGGAAUUUUCCCGCCAUGUGAGAGUCUCUGUGCACAGCAAAAGUUUUCUGCUGCAAUAGAAAACUCUGGUGCAAGAGAGUUCCCGCCAUUCGCAUGCAAAUUUGUGUCCCACUAUUGGCCAGUUCUAAAUUAUUCCUACGUGGCGGCUAGCGAUUGGCUUGUUAGCCGUAUAAAAUUCUGUGCGACUUCCGCCCAAGUGGGAGAACUUUGAGCAUGUUGCAGAGUGCCUUUGAAGAUUCCUGACUUGCGGCUGAGCUGAUCGAUAGCCUGAUCACCUAUCGAUUCUUCUCCCCAUCACCGAGCACAAUCCUUCGACGUACCCUUUUCCCUGCUGGCCUGUUUCGUAUACGGAUUCGCUGGCCUGAGCCUUGCCAGCUGGAGCAACUCGUGUAGUUGUUUAAGUGACCGGACCACCUGCGUCGUGACGACUAGCGGCGUAAGUAAAGCUUUUUGCAACCAA
Alligator mississippiensis (American alligator) is the source of this 11130-nucleotide messenger RNA. RefSeq lists its product as uncharacterized. The record is from RefSeq and is a predicted model, not a curated record. The transcript is spliced from 2 exons. NCBI's taxonomy places the organism in Eukaryota, Metazoa, Chordata, Crocodylia, Alligatoridae. Gene Ontology annotation, molecular function: RNA-DNA hybrid ribonuclease activity; nucleic acid binding. Bases 5205 to 7040 code for a protein of 611 amino acids.